AUGCCUACCGCAACUAUAGAGGACAAUAGCUCGAAGAAGCUAUCCCUAGAUUUGGAACAAAAUGCUCCAAAGCUUCAGAAACAUGCUUUGACACCUUUAUUAAUAUCGAAAAAGGUCCCUCCAUUUAGAGAUGCCUCUGAAAUGAAAUCAUGGCCCCGCAACUUCCUCAAAAGUCCGGCUUCUUACUUGUUUUUCUGGUGGUUGAUACCUUUGAUGAAUGUGGGUUACAAAAGAACCGUGAACGAGAAUGAUCUUUUCCUUCUUCCAGAUAAUAUGAAGAUUGAAACAUUGUACAAAACUUUCGAACAACAUUUGCAAAAGAUAGAGGCCAAAAAUAAACAGCGUGCCUUGAGGAAAAAUCCAUCAAUUUCUGAAGAUGACUUAGAGAAAGCUGCUCUCACAAAAAGCUCGAUACCAUUAGCACUUCUCAAGACCUUAAAACUUAAAUUUAUGUUGGCAAUCUUGUGGAAAAUUGUAUUCGACGUCGCUUCUGUUUUAUCACCUUUGUUGACCAAAAAAUUGAUUGACUUUGUCGAGAACAGGGUCACUGAAAAACAUGCUGGGAAUGCCAUUUCCCUGGGUAAAGGGGUUGGUUACGCUAUUGGGGUUGCUUCACUCAUGUCUCUUUGUGGAUUUGCAAUCAACCAUUUCUUUGGGCACUCUUUAGAAUGUGGGAUCCAGACAAAGGCGAUAAUAACCAAGCUUAUUUUGGAAAAAUCUUUCACCAUAAAUUCCAAAUCAAAGCAGACUUACACCUCCGGUAAAAUUAGUUCAUUAAUGGGAACUGAUAUCUCAAGGCUAGAUAUGGCUGUCGGAUUCUCUCCAUUUUUGUUAACAUCGUUUAUACCUAUUGUCAUAAUUAUUGCAUUAUUGAUCGUUAACCUCGGUGUCUCUGCCCUUUCAGGUAUUGCAGUGUUCUUAGCGAUUUUGGCAAUAAUGAGUGUUUCAUCUAAAUCGCUCUUAUACUUUAGAAAGAAAGUGACCGUAGAAACAGAUGAAAGAGUUUCAUUAAUAAGAGAAGUUUUAAUAUCAAUUAAGAUGAUCAAAUACUAUAGCUGGGAAACUCCGUACCAUGACAAUAUCAAAAAGCAUCGGAAUAAAGAAACCAAAAUUCUUUUCAAUAUGCAAGCUAUUAAAGGGGUACUCUUUGCCUUAGGUUUUUUUGUACCAACAUUGUGCUCCAUGGUGUCGUUCGUGACAUUGAAUAAGGUUGAUCCAGGAAAAUCGGUCGCCAGUAUCUUUUCUUCUCUUUCCUUAUUCAGUGAAUUGUCCACCCAAUUGAUUUUGUUACCUUUGGCUGCGUCUAUGUUGGUGGAUGGUUUCGCCGCUAUCCAGAGAGUCAAGGAUUUUGUGUUAUGUCCUGAUGAAGCUCCUGUUGAUCCUGAAUGGGAGAGGCAACAAAUGGCUGACUGCGACUUUGUGGAGGAUGACGCUAUGGCUAUUCAAAUUAAAAACGCCGAAUUUGAGUGGGAAAGCAUUGAAGCUGAUGGCAUUUCUGAUUCUGAAGAAGAGGAUGAAGAAAAAUCAUCACAAGAAGUGGUUCAUGAAGAUUACUGUGAUACAAAAGAUAAUGAAAAUUCUGUCAACGAGAGCUCUGAUCCAACUGCUUUUACUGGCUUGCACAAUGUGAAUCUUAAUAUCAAGAAAGGUGAAUUUAUUAUUGUCACUGGGGUCAUUGGAUCCGGCAAAUCUUCUUUACUCAAUGCUAUAUCUGGGACUAUGAAACGUACGUCAGGGGUUCUAAAAACUGAUGGAAGCUUAUUAUUUUGUGAUUUGCCUUGGAUUCAAAGUACUACCAUAAGACAAAACAUUUGUUUCACCAACCCGUAUGUGAAGGAAAAGUACGACAAGGUUGUUGAAGUCUGUUCCUUGGUUGAUGAUUUCAAGAUUUUCCAAGCUGGAGAUUUGACAUCAGUUGGUGAGCGUGGGGUGACUUUAUCUGGGGGACAAAAAUCCAGAAUUAAUUUAGCCAGAGCCGUUUACAAUGAUUGUGAUAUUGUUUUAUUAGACGAUGUUCUUAGUGCAGUUGAUAGUCGGGUUGGUAAGUCCAUUGUUGAGAAUUGCUUGUUGAGCUACUUAGGUGAAAAGACCAGAGUUUUGGUAACCCAUCAAUUGAGUUUGAUUCACAAUGCUGAUAGGGUGAUUUACUUAAAUACCGAUAAAACAAUCAGUAUUGGGACUGUUGAUGAAUUGAUAUCCACUAAUGAAGGGUUUGCUGAUUUGAUGAAAUAUGGAAGCAAAGAUGUUGCCAAAGGUGAAAACAAUAAGCAAAGCGAAGAAGAAUCAAAGACUAAAGCUGCUGUAAAGGUGGAUUUGGAAAGCGACAACUUUGAUGAGGAAGAUAUAUUAAUCAAAAAAGAGGAUCAAGCAGUGAAUAGAAUUUCGUUUGAAGUUUAUCUUCAAUUCCUCAGAUUGGGAACCAAAAACCAUCCUAUAUUAGUGUGUCUUUUCAUUGUCUUACAAUUUAUCAUCACCACAUUUUGCACUUUGUUCGUCAACACUUGGUUAUCGUUCUGGACUGCAAAAAAAUGGCCAGAAAGAUCCGAUAACUUUUACAUUGGGAUAUAUAUUAUGCUUUGUUUUGUUGGGUUCAUUUUGAAUAUAUUAGAAUUCAUUACUUUAGCCUAUGUGUUGAACCACUGUGCCCGUGAAGUGAACUUAAAAGCCAUCAAGAAUAUUUUUCAAGCACCAAUGUCGUUCUUGGACUCCACUCCUGUUGGUAGACUAAUGAACAGAUUCACCAAAGAUACUGACGCGUUGGACAAUCAGCUCGGCGAUGAAGCAAGAGAAUUUUUAAUCCCUACUGCAAUGUGUAUUGGUAUUGGCAUAUUGUGUAUAAUCUAUUUGCCAUGGAUGGCUAUUGUUAUUCCGGUAUUACUGAUUUUCGUGGCUACAUUAGUGUCAUAUUAUCAAGCGACUGGUAGAGAAGUUAAGCGAUUGGAAGCAGUGAAUCGGUCAUUUGUUUACAACAAUUUUGAAGAAUGUCUUGCUGGUAUGAGUACAAUCAAAGAAUAUGGUGCUGUUGGGCAGUUUUUAUCAAAAAAUGAUUUGCAUAUGGACACAAUGAAUAACGCUUGCUACACUUAUUUCUUCAUUCAGCGGUUUAUGGGAGUUCAUCUCGAUAAUAUUGGUGCAAUGUUCGUGUUCGUGGUUGCCGCUUUAUGUGUAACCGGUCAAUUCAAUAUGAGUGCUUCAUCGACAGGUUUGGUGGUAUCGUAUGUUAUUCAGGCUUGUGGACUUUUGACGAUGGCUGCUCUUUCAUUAGCAGAGGUAGAAAAUGUGAUGAAUAGCGCUGAAAGAUUGGUUUACUACGGCUUUAACCUUCCAAAAGAAGAACCUGGGAAUAUCACUGCCAAUUACCAGCCUGUGAAACAGGAAUGGUUAGAAAAAGAUUCAUCGAUCCUGUUCAAAAACGUGAACCUCAGAUACAGGGACAAUUUGCCAUUAGUAUUGAGGAAUUUGUCAUUGAGCAUUAAAUCGGGUGAAAAAAUUGGAAUUUGUGGAAGAACUGGUGCAGGGAAAUCUUCAAUCAUGACUGCUCUCUAUCGUUUGACGGAAAUUGAAAAUGGUGCGAUUGAAAUUGAUGGUUUGGAUAUUUCUACAAUGCCUUUAGCUACUCUCAGAUCACAAUUGUGUAUUAUUCCUCAAGAUCCAGUGUUAUUCAAGGGGACUAUUAGGUCCAACUUAGAUCCGUUCCAUAACAGCAGCGAUGAUGAACUUUGGGAUGCGCUCCGCAGAAGUGGAUUGGUUGAAUUAUCUCAAUUGGACACCGUGAAAAAACAGCAGAUUCAAGGCACUGAUUUGAGUGCACUUCAUAAAUUCCAUUUGGACCAACCAAUUCAAGAAGAAGGCAAAAACUUGUCUCUAGGGGAGCGUCAAUUGUUAGCAUUGGCUAGAGCUUUGGUGAAGAAGACCAAGAUUUUGAUUUUGGAUGAAGCAACUUCUUCAGUUGACUAUAAAGCAGACGCUGCCGUUAACCAUACCAUUAGAACAGAGUUUGAACAAUGUACAACUUUAUGUAUUGCUCACAGAUUGAAUACUAUCAUCAAAUUUGAUCGGAUCAUGGUAUUAGACAAGGGGGAGUUGAAAGAGUUUGAUACACCUAAGAAAUUGUUUAUGAGCAAUGGAAUUUUUAGAGAAAUGUGCGAUAGAUCUAAUAUUACUGAAGCUGCCUUCUGA
This is a messenger RNA of Saccharomycopsis crataegensis, 4179 nucleotides long. RefSeq lists its product as uncharacterized. Gene Ontology annotation, biological process: transmembrane transport. The record is from RefSeq and is a predicted model, not a curated record. NCBI's taxonomy places the organism in Eukaryota, Fungi, Ascomycota, Saccharomycetes, Ascoideales, Saccharomycopsidaceae. Gene Ontology annotation, cellular component: plasma membrane. The transcript has a single exon. Gene Ontology annotation, molecular function: ATP binding; ATP hydrolysis activity; ABC-type xenobiotic transporter activity. The coding region runs from base 1 to 4179 and encodes 1392 amino acids.